Messenger RNA from Triticum aestivum (bread wheat), 1096 nucleotides. Its product is annotated as fruit protein pKIWI502. The record is from RefSeq and is a predicted model, not a curated record. Gene Ontology annotation, molecular function: oxidoreductase activity. Lineage: Eukaryota; Viridiplantae; Streptophyta; Magnoliopsida; Poales; Poaceae.
AUCUCCUCCCCUCCCCCUGCCUCCUCCUCGGCGUCUCCGCCCAGAUCGUUCGACUUCCUCGUCAAGCGCCUCCCCGGCACCUCCUCCGCGCGCCUCUGCGACCUCCAGCCCGGCGACCUCGUCCCCGUCGGCGGCAGCGUCGUCGGCCGCGGGUUCGAGGUAACCAGGAUCGCCGACGCCCGCGACGUCCUCGUCUUCGCCACCGGAUCCGGGAUCAGUCCAAUCCGGUCACUCAUUGAGUCAGGUUUUGGUGAAAAUGAGAAGAUUGAUGUAAGCCUCUUUUAUGGGGUUAGAAACCUUCAAAGGAUGGCUUAUCAGGAAAGGUUCAGUGACUGGGAAUCGAGAGGAAUAAAAAUUAUACCUGUUCUCUCUAGACCAGAUGAGCAGUGGACUGGCCAGCGUGGCUAUGUUCAGAAUGCCUUUUCAAGGGCAAAGAAAGUUAUAAAUCCAUCAUCAACGGGAGCGAUUUUGUGUGGACAUAAACAGAUGACUGAGGAAAUUACUAGAGCUCUUGUUGCUGAUGGUAUGCCCAAAGAUCAAAUCCUAACAAACUUCUGAGUUCUAGGACACCUUUCUUGCCUUUCUGGCUGUUGUACACUUACUUACCACCGCAAUCUAGUGGCUCUUGUUUACAGCAAAUGUGAUGCGACUUAGGGUCGCGAAAAAGAUACUGCUACGUACUAACAAAUAAGGGCAACUCAUUUUCCUUCACGCUGUGAGUUGCCCAUCAACCAUUGGAUGCUGAUAUCCUGAUAUAUAUUAAUCUCAAGCAAGAAGAAAAAUGCUUGGUGGUACCCUGAGACAGUAGUAUUCCCCUGGAAGGUGCUGAUGCAACUCGAAAAGCCCCCUUCCAGAAAAGUAGAAGGGGACUCGGUAGGGGACAUAGGUUGUAAGUUAGUAAAAUCAUUUUUUAGUUUGUAUGCCUUGGGAUAUAAUCGGCUGCAAGUGUAUGUGCCGUGAAAUUUUGGUAUGUUUGAAGGUUGUAAUAUUUUUUGAAUUGCAUGGGUGUAUGUGUAUGUGUAUGUGGAACCUGUUCUCCCAUCUGACAGUGUGCCUGAAUUUAUGUGGAAACUGCAUUCUCGACUGACGACAAAAA